AUGUCUUGGAAUCGUCUCAUUCGCUUCGUUGACGACAACGACGUCGAGCACUUUGGCGAGCCUGAGGUGCAAGACGAACCAGAGAUUACCUCGCUUCUUGACAAGAGUGACUUGUGGGCUACUAUCUACGAUGGUGCCAGUCCUGUCUCACCCCUGGCCAAGGGCGAGCGGGUGCAUGUCAAGGCCCUGAGACCGCUCCUUACACCAAAGGACGUUCCGAUCAUUCGAUGCAUUGGCCUCAACUAUGUUAAGCACAUCAAGGAGGGUGGCCGGACCCCACCUCCGUUCCCCUCACUCUUCAUUAAGCCCGCAACAUCAGUCGCUGCAUGGAAUGAGGACGUGCCGAUCCCCAAGGUUGCACAGGACGGAACCGUCGAUUACGAGGGUGAACUUGCCUUUGUAAUUGGAAAGUCGGGCAAGAACAUCCCCAAGGAAAACGCGUUGGAAUAUGUCGCUGGCUACCUCACCGCAAACGACGUAUCAGCAAGAGCCUGGCAAAGAGACCCUGCAAAGGCUGGCGGCGUGCCCCAGUGGUGCUUCAGCAAGGGUUUCGAUAAGUUCGCCCCCUUCAGCCCUGUUCUGGUCUCUCCGGCAGUGGUUGGCAACGCCAGCGACCUGUUGCUGCAGACCUUUGUCAACGGCGAGGAGCGACAGCACGAGAGCACGGGCGACUUGCUCUUCGGCGUGGAGGAGAUUGUCAGCUUCCUCAGCCAAGGAACGACGUUGGAAGCCGGCACUGUGGUGUUGACUGGGACGCCGUCGGGUGUUGCUAUGGGUAUGAAGCCCCCGAAGUACUUGAAUGAUGGGGAUGUGGUGGAGGUAAGGAUAAGUAAGCUUGGCAGUGUAAAGAACAAGAUGGUGUUUGAGUAG
Colletotrichum abscissum is the source of this 870-nucleotide messenger RNA. Its product is annotated as 5-carboxymethyl-2-hydroxymuconate isomerase. The transcript is spliced from 3 exons. The coding region runs from base 1 to 870 and encodes 289 amino acids. Gene Ontology annotation, molecular function: acetylpyruvate hydrolase activity. NCBI's taxonomy places the organism in Eukaryota, Fungi, Ascomycota, Sordariomycetes, Glomerellales, Glomerellaceae. The record is from RefSeq and is a predicted model, not a curated record.